Linum tenue is the source of this 429-nucleotide messenger RNA. The record is from the annotation of a GenBank genome assembly. Lineage: Eukaryota; Viridiplantae; Streptophyta; Magnoliopsida; Malpighiales; Linaceae.
AUGGCUGUUUUCCACAUGUCAUCGGACGGCUAUUUCGUCCGUACAUGGCCCGCUUCUUCGUCCGCCGACGUGUACGUGCACGACUACACCGGCGACAUAUACGACCCCGACCUUAUCCGCUACAAGGACAGCGGCCGCUGGCGCGGCGGCCGGAUAAAAAUCGGGCCCUCCGGUGACGCACAAUUCAGAGCUCUGGAGGUUCACGGGGUCGUAAUCGAGGGUAACCGAUUGACCCAGCUGUGGAACGACCUGACCCUCACUUCUUCGGCCAGAAGUUCUGUCUCGUGGCUAAUAGGAACGGACUCUGUUUCCUCUACGUCAACAGCCCGUCGGUCAUGCGGCUGCGGGUCAACGAUUACUUCGGGUGGGCCAAGUACGGCGUCAAACCUCCAAUCAGCACGUCGACGAUCUGGAACAAGAGUGACUUGA